UUUGGAGAGUUAUUUAGAAGCAGUGAAUCAACUGAAAAAAAUUGUUCGGUUUUUCAGCACUAAUAAAAACCUUAAGAGCAGCAUUGGAGUGAUUACUCAUUCUACAACUUUGCUUCAAAAGGCUUCGUUAAUGCUCGAGGAAGAGUUCAGGCAGCUAUUAACUGAAGUUGAGAACUUAGUUGAGAACUUACUUCAGAAAGCUCUGCUAUGUGGUGGUGAUAUUAAAUAGUUAAUAUUUCCUCCAAAAUAUCACCAGUUUCCUCCAAAAUUGAGAACUUCAGUGCAUUCGCUUCAUAUACUUCAGAAAGCUAUUCAAAGAGCUGCAUAAAUUUACUUGUUCAAAGAGUGAUCUAUUUAUGUUUCAUCAUAGCAUUCAGAAAAGUUAAAGAGAUGUCAGGAUUUUCAACAGAUCAGGUGUUCAAGUCUCGUGAAGAGUUGAUGGAAUGGGUUAGAAACACCGGACGUAGUCUUGGUUACGCUAUUGUGACUAAAAGAUCGAAAGCUAAAAAUGGCUACGUGUCUAAAGUUGUACUUAUGUGUGAUCGUGGUGGUGUGUAUAAAUCAGAUAAAGAUUCAAGUAGAGAGACCGGCACUAGAAAGAUAAAUUGCCCGUUUGAAAUGGUAGGGAAAUUUUCAAAAAAGAAUGGUUCUUGGACGUUAAAAGUAAAACCUGGUGAGCAUAAUCAUCCACCCGGAGAAUAUAUGGAGGGACACCCAAUCCUCAAACGAUUGACACCUAAUGAACACCAAUUGGUGGCAGAGUUGACGGGGAAGGGUGUGUUCCCAAAAGUUUAUGCCAGAGGCAGGAUUCUUGAUUGCGAACAAGUUUAAUGUGAUCGUUCAUUUUUUAUCUCAAGAAAAAAGAAACAGUUCUACUUGUUUUUCGCUUUGGAGAGGCCCUCACGAGUUCCCAGAAAAAAAAAUAAUUACAAUUGCACACGUGAAUGGUAACCAUUUUAUAAUGGUAGAAUUGCAAGGAGAGUAUCCAAUUGCCAGCACAAACAACCUAUGGAAAUUAAUGAGAGAAAAUGAUGCAGCUGGCUGGGAGAAUAUAUUUGAAUCACGUCAAAAUAUGUAUAAGUCUUGGAUAGCACAACCUGCUACAUUUGGGGGAAGUAUAGAUUAAACCUCGGUAUGUAAAUUAUUAAAUGAUAAUAAUUUUGUAAAAAAGUACUUAUUUUUAUAUAGCUUUUGUUACAGCUAUAAAU
Molecule: messenger RNA, 1208 nt
Organism: Helianthus annuus (common sunflower)
Lineage: Eukaryota; Viridiplantae; Streptophyta; Magnoliopsida; Asterales; Asteraceae
Exons: 2
Coding region: 391-831 (146 amino acids)
Biological process (GO): L-valine catabolic process; thymine catabolic process
Cellular component (GO): mitochondrion
Molecular function (GO): malonate-semialdehyde dehydrogenase (acetylating, [NAD(P)+]) activity; DNA-binding transcription factor activity, RNA polymerase II-specific; methylmalonate-semialdehyde dehydrogenase (acylating, NAD+) activity
Source: RefSeq, a predicted model, not a curated record